AUGGAAAGUCUACCGACGCCCCCCAAUGAGGAGAACCUCAAGUUACACGGUUCCAAGAGACAACAUACUAGCUCCAAAUCAGUAAAAACAGUACAUCGCGGCUCCAAGAGGGCUGCCACCACACAUGCCCACCACCCCCCAUCACCGUCUCAGGACGGCCACUCCCACUCAGGUGGUGACGGGAGGCACAAAAGAGUAUGGAAGGCCUGCGAGAGGUGUAGAAUGAAAAAGACAAAGUGCGACGGCGAGUUCCCAUGUAAGAGGUGUAAGGACGACGGACUGGUCUGCACCGCCGGCACUCGCAAGAAGACCGAGUACAAGCAGUUGCCCCGAGGGUAUGCCGAAGUGCUCGAGAACACACAGUUCGCUCUCAUCGCCACGGUGCACAAGCUCUACGCCAUGGUGCGGAAUCGGCAGGCAUGGGAUCUUGGGGAACCUGAACUGAACGACCGGGGUCAGCCCGUGAUCCACAACAUUGCUUCCAGGCUCGGCUGCAUACGGCCGAACAGCGACAUGGACCUUCCGGUCCACUCUGUCUUUCCCGAAGACGAGGCGGGACUAGCCGAGCUGGCCAGGCAGCUCGAGGAGCAGCAGAGGGAGACGGGCGAGCUGGGUGGUGGAAGCAACAGACAGGACGCCGAUUACUGCAACCGAACCGACCGCGCAAGCUCGUCGGAGCUCGACCACUCAGACGUUGAGCAAGACUACCGCAGGUCUGCCUUCCGCGGAAGCACGACGGCCGUCACCAUGUCGCCCCAAAGUAUCAGCUAUACCGACUUCGAUCUGAACUCGACGGCGCCACCAUCCGAGUCGUUCGCUAGCCAGUCGCCCAGCCACCUAUCCACAGCAUAUGCAUCGUGGAUAAGUAGACCGACGUCGAUGGGAUUCGAGAGCAGUCCGUCACAACCGUUCGUCCCGACGGGAUCGUACCUCGACAUGGACAUGCUCAACCAAGGCCUCCUCGAGUCUAAUUUCGGCACCAUCAAGCCCCACGUAUUAUCGUGUCCGAAUCCCGAGGUCAUGAUGGGCAUGGGAGACCCGAUGAUGUACUCGGGGUACGACGCAGAUGCGCUCAGGCUAUGA
This is a messenger RNA of Lasiosphaeria miniovina, 1083 nucleotides long. RefSeq lists its product as uncharacterized. The coding region runs from base 1 to 1083 and encodes 360 amino acids. Gene Ontology annotation, molecular function: zinc ion binding; DNA-binding transcription factor activity, RNA polymerase II-specific. The transcript has 3 exons. The record is from RefSeq and is a predicted model, not a curated record. Gene Ontology annotation, biological process: regulation of DNA-templated transcription. NCBI's taxonomy places the organism in Eukaryota, Fungi, Ascomycota, Sordariomycetes, Sordariales, Lasiosphaeriaceae.